This is a messenger RNA of Filobasidium floriforme, 1509 nucleotides long. RefSeq names its product allantoinase. The transcript is spliced from 6 exons. The record is from RefSeq and is a predicted model, not a curated record. NCBI's taxonomy places the organism in Eukaryota, Fungi, Basidiomycota, Tremellomycetes, Filobasidiales, Filobasidiaceae. Gene Ontology annotation, molecular function: cobalt ion binding; zinc ion binding; allantoinase activity. Bases 1 to 1509 code for a protein of 502 amino acids. Gene Ontology annotation, biological process: allantoin catabolic process; purine nucleobase catabolic process. Gene Ontology annotation, cellular component: cytoplasm.
AUGACUAUGAAACCUCUCUCCACAUCCACCCUGCCACCUCGACCGUCCGGCUUGGCGGUCUUUGUCUCACCCCUCACCGUCUUACCAGGGAGCACGGAACCCGAACCGGCUACGAUCGUCAUCAAUCAAGAGACUGGCAAAGUCGUGGACGUCAUACCUGGACAGCUCAUUCGGGACGAGACCUCGCUCGAUACUCGGCCGUAUGGCGACCUCAAGUUGGACAAGUUUGUCGAGAUUCCUGAAGGUAGAGUCCUCCUCCCUGGACUCGUCGAUGCUCACGUCCACCUCAACCAGCCGGGGAGGACGUCCUGGGAGGGCUUUACAUCUGGAACUCUGGCGGCCAUCUCUGGCGGAGUCACGACCGUGAUCGACAUGCCCCUCAACUCGAUCCCUUCUACCACCUCUGUAGGAGCCCUCGAGGUCAAGAUCAAGGCUGCACGUUUCGUCGGGGAGAACAAGGGGGUGUAUUGCGAUGUAGGGUUCUGGGGUGGUAUCGUACCAGGAAAUAGGGAGCACCUGUCACCUCUGAUCCGGGCUGGUGUCAAGGGAUUCAAGUGCUUUCUGAUCGAAUCGGGUGUCGAUGAAUUCCCUGCGGUAUCUGAAGAGGAUGUCAGACAAGCAAUGAUUGCUUUACGAGGUUCUGACGGACUGAUCUUGUUCCACGCCGAGAUGGGAGAACCGGUACACGGCCUCGGGGACGACCAGACUUAUCAAACAUUCCUCAAAUCUCGUCCUGACCAAUGGGAAGUCACCGCGAUCGAGAUGAUCAUUCGACUCCUCGAUGAAGAAGCUGCCAACCCCAAAGUCGAGAAUCCAACUCGAGCCCACAUCGUGCACCUAGCCUCGGCUCAAGCUCUCCCACUCAUCGCAGACGCCCGGGCAAGGGGCCUGCCUCUAACAAGCGAGACGUGCUUCCACUACCUCGUGCUAUCGAGCGACUCGGUGCCUGCAGACGAUCAUCGGUCUCAUACCGAGUACAAAUGCUGUCCGCCAAUCCGCGAAGAAGCCAACCGAGAAGAGUUGUGGCAAGCCUUGGAGGACGGGCUCAUCGAUUACGUAGUCUCGGAUCACUCUCCCUGUAUCGCCGAGAUGAAGCAGGGUGGCUUCAUGGACGCCUGGGGCGGGAUCUCGGCCCUUGGUUUAGGAAUCAGCCUGCUCUGGACGGAGAUAUGUAAACGGAACGAGCGCCGUGAGGCCGGCGAGUCUCGCAAGAAGCAGCUCCGAUUGGCAGAUCUGGUACGCUGGUGUUGCACGAACACCGCCAAGCAGGUUGGAUUGGCAGGUCAAAAGGGUGUCAUUGCCAAGGGUGCCGAUGCGGACUUUGUUGUUUUCGACCCGGAGGCUCAUUUCCAGGUUGAUCUGGAUCACCUUAAAUUCAAGAACAAAGUCUCACCAUAUGUAGGGAAAGACCUGCGAGGUAGAGUUGAGGCCACUUACCUUCGAGGGUUAAUGAUCCACGACAUCGGUCAAGGGGGCCAGAUCGGCCCAAGGUGGGGCAAUCUGAUCUGA